Molecule: messenger RNA, 734 nt
Organism: Bursaphelenchus okinawaensis
Lineage: Eukaryota; Metazoa; Nematoda; Chromadorea; Rhabditida; Aphelenchoididae
Source: the annotation of a GenBank genome assembly
AUGUUCUUUGCUCCAACUAUUCUUUCAUUGUUGGCACAGCAAUGUAAAGUGUCUGUACUAUGUGUUUCGACCGGCAACUUUCAUGGUAAGACUACAAACUAUGGUGAUAACGAGAGAACUGCAUAAGUUUUGAUAGUUUGUUGAGUAGCAAUUUCAACAACGAUUGAGCUUCUUUUUCAGGAAAAGGUAACAUUCGAAGGCAAGAAAUGUUUGAUGCUUGCGAAAGUAUGGGUAUACCAAAGUCAGAUGUUACAGUAAUGGACCUAGAUGACAUGCAGGAUGGGAAGGCCAAUAAGUGGGAAGUAGAAAGGCUUGCCAAUAUCAUUUUACAGCAUGUUAAAGAUCUAAAACUUGAUGUCAUAGUCACAUUCGAUGAAAAUGGAAUCAGUUACCAUCCGAACCACAUAGCUUGCUUUAAUGCUGUACGGUACUUGUAUACAAAUGGCUGGAUACCUUCAAGCAUUCAGGUAUUUACUCUGGAAACUGUUCGUGACCUUCGGAAUUACAUGAGUAUCCUGGACCUGCUUCCUUCACUUUUCACACCUACAUCGCUUUGUUUAUCAGCCCCUCUGGCUGCGUGGAGAGGGAUGAAAGCUCAUAAAUCUCAGUUAUUCUGGUUUCGGUACCCUAACAUAAUACUGAGUCGGUAUAUGGUUGUGAAUACGUUAAAACAAAUGACUUUACAUCAAUAUAUUGUUAAGGAACAAGACGAAUAUUGUAUUACAAGCAAAUAA